AUGGCGCCCUCAGCCACUGACACGCAGCCCCAAACCGCAACUACCGACAGAGUUCUGGUCAAGCCAUGGAGCCGUCCUGCACCCACGUCCGAGGACCUGGACUGGGCGCCACUCGUUAAGAUCGAUCUCUCCCGCUUCGACGAGCCAGGCGGAAAGCAGGAACUUGCCAAGCAGCUCUAUGAUGCAGUCACCAAGGUUGGCUUCUGGGUGGUUGUUAAUUCCGGUAUUGAAGACGACCGUGUCCUUAAACAAUUCAGCCUCGGCAACACAUUUUUCAAGGAGCCUCUAGAGGAGAAGAGCAGAUUCCCUUGCAACUUCCCCAAGGGAGAGUACUUCGGAUACCGCGAUGCUUCGCGAUGGAUUGGUGAUACUGGUGUCAAAGAGAAUAUUGAAAUGCUCAACAUCCCCAAAGCAAUCCCCGCCUAUAAAGAUGAGGGCAGACAUGAGAUCGUCAAAGCCCACUAUGACGAGAUCGCAAAGUUUCACCGUGAUGUUUGGGAGAAGGUUGCCCGCAAGCUCUUUGUGCUCAUUGCGAUCAUUCUGGAGCUGCCCGAAAACUAUCUCGCGGAUGCGCACGCAUACGAUGAGAACUCUGAUGACCAUCUCCGCUAUAUGAUCUACAACGUAAGGACACAAGACGAAUGGGACCGCGCACAGGCCUACUCGAAAGGUGGCCACACCGACUUCGGAAGUCUAACUCUACUCUUCUCGCAACAUGUUGCAGGUUUGCAGAUUCGCACACCAGAAGGGGCCUGGAAAUGGGUCAAGCCAGUUGAAGGUGGCAUUACAUGCAAUGCAGCGGAUACCUUAACUUUCCUCACUAAGGGUUUCGUAAAGUCUACCGUGCAUCGGGUUGUGACACCACCAAAGGACCAGCUCAACAUACCCCGUCUCGGUUUGCUCUACUUCAGCCGACCUGGAGAUAAGACGCCGAUGAAGCCCGUUCCUUCCCCUCUACUCGAGCGCCUCGGGCUCCUCACUGAAGAAGACAAGAAUGACAGUACUGAGGCGGUCACCGGCACCCAGUAUGUUCGGGCACGGGUCAAGGAUGUUCAUGACAAGAAAGUGUUGGAUAAGCGUGAAGGCACUUCCUUCGAGUUUAAGGGGCUAAAGGUUCAGAAUUAUUACGAGUAA
Messenger RNA from Venustampulla echinocandica, 1134 nucleotides. RefSeq names its product Gibberellin 2-oxidase. The record is from RefSeq and is a predicted model, not a curated record. Bases 1 to 1134 code for a protein of 377 amino acids. The transcript has 3 exons. NCBI's taxonomy places the organism in Eukaryota, Fungi, Ascomycota, Leotiomycetes, Helotiales, Pleuroascaceae. Gene Ontology annotation, molecular function: dioxygenase activity.